AGAUAGUCGGGCUCAUAUAUGCGGUUCAUGCUUCCUGCAGAAUGGGUAAAUGGACGUCCGAAGCGGAAAGCUACCAUUCCUCGGGUGAAGAUCUCGGGCUAAAAGUGGACAAACGAAUGAAAUAAAUAGAAACCCACAUUUUGUCGAACUACACUACACUUACCAGUCGGCUAGCCAUGGCAAUCGAUUGAAGUAAGAAAUAUAUUAUUGAACUUUUAAUAAAGGGUUGUUUUUAAAGAGUUUUUUCUGCUCUUGAACAAGAACAAGCAAUGUUUUCUGUAUGAUUCUCUGUUGUUAUUUUACGAACUGUCAAACGAUUGCUUGCAACAUGCGCCGUUAUGUAAUAAAUAAACCAAAACAAACGAGUUAUCCAAAGAACAUGCAAAACAACAGCUUCGAGUGUACGUACAAAAUAGGUGAAUAAAAGCGGCCGCGAACAUGCGAUCCACUCUGCAUCGGUGCCGUUCGUGCCUUUCAGGGUUAGGCUUAAUGCACAACCGUUACUAUGCAUCCAAUAGUAGACAAAGUGUUCUUCGGCAGGAUGUGUCCCGUUUGCCGGUUCACCAGUUUCCUGUAGCUAAAGCGAAUGACAACCGUGUCUAUGUGUGGGGUUUCGCUGCAACGGGCGCUCUUGGGAUGCAGACCUCCGUGAAGAAACAGGCACAAGUAUUCACCGACUUCGUGCAGCAUCCAAGCAGGCUAAGCUUCGCCGAAGGACAUACAGUGUCGGACGUUGCGACUGGGUACGGAUUCACGGUGUAUGUGGUCAAUACGAUAAAGGCAACGGAACUGUGGGGUACUGGUAUAAACACCGAUGGACAGUUAGGGUUUCAGAAAGCACCCGGCCCGCAUAAGAAACCACUGGAGUUACUCAUCUAUCCGGCACCAAUUGAUUUAAGCACAGCGCAAAUCCAACAAGGCCAGCGGAUAAUACAGGUGGCCGCUGGACGAGCACACGUGCUUGGUCUUACUGAGGAUGGUGCAGUUUUUGCAUUUGGGAAUAACGCUUACGGGCAGUGUGGUCGAAAAAUCGUUCCCGACGAGGAUUACUUUCGCAAUCCUGUGGUUACUACUAUUCAGCUCGAAGAACCAGUGCGAGCAAUCGAAUGUGGACAAGAUCACAGUUUACUGCUCACGGAAUCGGGUCGUGUGUUUUCUUGCGGUUGGAGCGAUGAUGGACAGGCUGGACAGGGCCGCUAUGGAUUGAUCGAUACACUCGGUCCCGCGGAAGGAGACGUGAAAGGAGAACAGAUUGUGAAGGUUUCCAGCAGCUGUGAUACGAUACUGGCCAUCAAUGAGAAAGGAGAGUUAUUCGGGUGGGGCAACUCAGAAUACGGCCAACUUGGGGAUGUAGCUCAGGAUAAUCCACAAAUCAACAUUCCACGACAACUCUCCUUCACAAAAGAAUAUGGCAAGAUUAUUGACAUCGCAGCUGGUGGCUCAUAUUGCCUUAUUUUAAAUGAACACGGAGAUGUAUUUUCGUGGGGGUACGGUAUUCUUGGCUUCGGUCCGGAAGUGCAGCAUCGACCAACUCCUACCCGAAUUCCACCAGCACUGUUUGGCAGGAACGAAUUCAACCCCAAUGCAAAGGUGAUUUCGAUCGCGUCUGGCAUAACACACUGUGCGGCAAUCAAUGAUCUGCAUGAUCUGUAUAUGUGGGGCCACAAUCGAUACGCCUGCCUAGGUCUAGGGCAUAAGAACGAUCAAUUCUUCCCACUGAAGGUAGCACUUAAUGCGCGCGUACAGAAAGUGACUUGUGGUGUGGAUCAUACCGUAACACUUUGUAAGGCGUUUGUUUGAACAAAUAGCUAACUAAUUUCGAAUUAUUGUUUCUGUCAAUAUAUAUACGAGACUUAUAAAUGUGAA
Anopheles moucheti is the source of this 1866-nucleotide messenger RNA. Its product is annotated as RCC1-like G exchanging factor-like protein. The transcript is spliced from 3 exons. The coding region runs from base 439 to 1800 and encodes 453 amino acids. The record is from RefSeq and is a predicted model, not a curated record. Lineage: Eukaryota; Metazoa; Arthropoda; Insecta; Diptera; Culicidae.